Molecule: messenger RNA, 5570 nt
Organism: Gambusia affinis (western mosquitofish)
Lineage: Eukaryota; Metazoa; Chordata; Actinopteri; Cyprinodontiformes; Poeciliidae
Product: C-Jun-amino-terminal kinase-interacting protein 1-like
Exons: 12
Coding region: 145-2511 (788 amino acids)
Biological process (GO): regulation of JNK cascade
Cellular component (GO): cytoplasm
Molecular function (GO): protein binding
Source: RefSeq, a predicted model, not a curated record
GAAAGCUAUGGCAAGUGGCCAUUUUUUCCAGCGUCUUCGAAGGCAUUACCCCAGCAGCUUCACCGCCGCACCUCUCAGGUGUCUGUCGGGCCGGGCGGCUUUACACUGUCAGUGGAGUCGGUGGAGACAUGAACGCGCGGCGGCAUGGCGGACAGAGAGAAGCGGAAAGCCACACCACCGUCCGGCCGCAGCAUCCAGGUGAACUCUCCGGCCAGCUUCAGGCUGACUCAUGACAUCAGUCUGGACGAGUUUGAGGAUGAUGACCUCUCUGAGAUUACAGAGAUCACCGACGAGCGUGGAAUGAGCCUCAACUGCAACGGCCCUGAUAUUAAAGGCCGUGUGAGGCGAGGAACCAGUAGCAUGUCGGGGAGGGUGGAGCUGGGAGCAGUUGGCCAGUUUCAGGCAGAGAUGCUGCAUUUGGAACUCAUUGACGGUGCUGACGGUUACCGCGGUGAUAAAGACACCUCGAAGGCAUCCGCUGUUGCAACUGUGCCAGUCACCAAGGACUCUGGAGCACCUGUUACCAUGGAUACAUACCGACCCAAGAGACCUACAACCCUUAACCUCUUCCCUAUUGUGCCUCGUUCACAGGACACAUUAAACAACAACUCAUUCGGAAAGAAGUACAGCUGGCAGGAAAAGGUUUCAGGCUCGUCCUCCCCUCUUAAAACAGGUGACCUCACACCUCCACGAGAGCACAGCUGUCUGAGCGACGAGGACAAGGUGCAGGGUGGGACUGCGCAGACCAAAGACAGAGGAACCUCCACCGACGCCCCCUGCAGACACAGCCACACCUCGGGGCGCUCGCAUAACUCAAGCUCAGGGGCUGCAACUCGCUCCAAGCUGCAGGAGAAACCACCCCAACCACCACCGCCGCAGAACUACACACCCGCUCCUCUGUACCCAGCGGGUAAGACGGACAGCUCGAGCCACCGAGAAAAGAUUCGCCACCAGGCAGAUGUUCAUCUGGAACCCACAGAGGAGAUUUAUCUGACUCCAGUGCAACGAUCAGCGGACCCAUUGGAACCCCCCGAUGUUCAGGAGCGACCUUUUCUCUCGCAACAGACUGAGCAAGGGCGCAUGUCCAUAAGCUCUGAUACAGAGGGACCGCCUCCUUAUCAGCCCCUCCCAGACCGGACCAACCCCUCCAUUUUUGAGGAGGAUGAGCUCUACGUCCCUCCACCUUCCUAUGCUUCCUGUGUAGAGUCUCUCAUCACACCACCCAACAUGGCUGUUUCAGCACAAGGCUCUGCUGCACUAGACCUCAGCCUGAAGGGGACAGGAGCAGGGGCCAUGCUGAGGGCUGGCUCAUCGGUAGAAUAUGUGGAUGCCACUGAUGACAGCUACUGUGGUGAGGAUGAGGAUGUAGACAGAAUAAUGAUGGACAGGAAGAUGAAAAAGACAGCAGGAAAUGGAGACGGUGGUGGCAGUAAAUCUGCCAUACUAAGGACUACCAUGAGCUCCGAAGCCAGUAGCCUAACAUAUGACUCGGUGAAAUACACACUAGUGGUGGACGAACACGCUCAGCUGGAGCUUGUCAGUCUCAGACAGUGUUACCAAGGCUACAGCGAUGACAGUGACUCAGCCACAGUCUAUGAUAACUGCGUCUCCUCUCCAUAUGAGUCGGCCAUCGGGGAGGAGUACGAGGAAGAUGAAGAUGAGGAACACAACCAACAGACCGGAGCAGCAAAGAGGGAAGCCACAGCUUGCCUCUCUGAAGACUCAACACCAGAGGAAGAUCUGCAUUUCUCCAAGAAGUUCCUUAAUGUCUUCAUGAAUGGUCGCUCUCGCUCUUCUAGCGCUGAGUCCUUUGGCUUAUAUUCUUGUAUCAUAAAUGGGGAAGAGAAAGAUCAGACCCACAGAGCAGUAUACAGGUUUGUGCCUCGACAUGAUGAUGAGCUGGAGUUGGAGGUGGAUGACCCGUUGCUGGUGGAGGUCCAGGGAGAGGAUUACUGGUACGAGGGCUACAACAUGCGAACUGGUGCACAUGGAAUCUUCCCCGCUUACUACGCCAUAGAGGUGAACAAGGACACUGACUGCUACAAAGUUAAGAGCAGUGAGUGGAUGGACAGAUACCGCUUGAAGUUCCUUGGAUCAGUCCAAGUGCCGUAUCACAAAGGAAAUGAUGUUCUGUGUGCAGCCAUGCAGAAGAUUGCCAACAACAGACGAAUGACAGUCAAGUUCAAUCCACCUUCCUUCUGUGUCCUGGAGAUCAGCGUCAAAGGAAUUAAGCUUGCAGUUCAAGAGGAUUAUUAUGCUUGUGACAGAAGCAAUGAGUGCAGUCACUUCUUCCAAUUAAAGAAUGUUUCUUUUUGUGGCUACCAUCCUAAAAACAGCAAGUAUUUUGGUUUUAUAACUAAGCACCCAGCAGAUCAGAGAUUUGCCUGCCACGUAUUUGUGUCUGAAAACUCCACCAAACCUCUUGCUGAGUCAAUUGGGAAAGCAUUCCAGUUGUACUACAAAGAGUUUGUGGAGUUCUCUUGUCCAACAGAAGACAUUUACCUGGAGUAACCCCGCCUUUGACCACAGCCUUGUACAGUACACUGUAUCAUAACAUAAAUGUGCAUGAAGGACAAAUAUUUAAAAGGGAAUAAGAACAACAAUGACUCUAACAUCUGUAACAAACACACAAUGACUAUAUAAAACCUCUUAGCUGUCAUAACCAUUGGAUAACAUGCAAGCAGUUUCAGAGUGACAAUUAAGGGGUUAACAUUUGUGCAGGAGCAGGAAAUGGAAAUGAGUCGGAGAGAAAAAUUAUGCAAAGGUGAGAGUCCAAAGGUGGAGUCCAUAAAUGCAAAGCACAAUUGACGUACUUCUUCAGCAGCGGGAACAAUACUUAGCCUGUAGCAGCAGCUCUGUCAUGAGAGCACUAGAUUACUUCACAUUUCAAAUGCACCUACAGCUACAAAUAGUAUCUUACUUCCAAAAAUAACUUAAACAAGUUUGUUUGUCUUUAAAAAAUGAGGAAGCUGUACAGCUACAACAGUAAGAUAACAAACAUCCUUCAGAGUGUUUAUCUGAAAUAAACACUCAAAAAACAUUGCAGAUACUUUUUUUUUAUUUUUUUAAUUAGGAAACCUUGUAUAAGAUUAUAUCCACAAACCACUGUAAAAUAAGGUUAAGGUUUUGAAAGCUAGCUAAAAGAUUCCAUCUGAAUUCUGGGUCAUAUUGAUGUUUGACAGAAAUGAACUUGGUUCACAUUUUAUCAAACACACUGAACAGGUCGGAUGUAAGUCAAUCUGCGGGAAAAUGCCUGAAAUUAUGUUUCAGAGUGAAAUGAGCAGGCAAGUAGAUGCCUAUUUGUUUUUCUUGAAUCAUUCUGGCUGCUGUUUACCUGAUUAAACGGGCUAGGAUGCUAAAAGUGUACAGGUUUCUGGCUCUAUGUCUGUAUUCAACUUUUGAGUGCAGAGAAGACGAAAUAUACCGGCUGACCUGCAUCCAAAACCAAGAAAAUGGUCUUACAGAUUCUGUCGUCACACUUUGUAGUCUGCAGUGUAUUCACCAUCUUCUGUAGAUGUAGCUGAGUUGUACUUAAAAAAAUAUUCCAAUGAUCUAAAUCAAUCUAAAAAACCAAUAACACUGUGCAAUUACUGUGUAGGGUAAAGAACAUCAUUGGUUGACAAUGCAGGGCAAAACUAAGCAGCUGUAAUUUAUGUUCCAUAAAGAUUAAGUUAAUGUUUCAUUUUUGCUUUUCCUGAAUAUCAAACACACUGUGCUCUUUGUUAAAUGUGACCCAAUCUGUUGCUUGAAGUGUCAGCAAAGGAACAAAUUCUAAGCUCUGUUUGUCUUCUUAUCUUCACUAGUAGUGCCUCUUUUAUAUCAAUUAAUUUUAAACUUUCUCAGUAAACAUAUUUUGCCACCAAGUGUGUUUAGUUUACGGGUUUGACUGAGGAUUAAGAAGUUGAAGUGUUUCACUGUAACUGGCUCUUUAUGCCACCGUAUUACAUUAGCUGUACAAUAUCCUGGUUCUUGAAGUUAAGCCUGAUAAAAUAACUUUUUUGACAAAACAAUUUUUUCACCUAUUGGGUAAAUCAAACGAGAUUACUUAGGAGGAUUAAAACAUUCUGACAUCUGUUUCAACACCAUGCAGGUGUGAAUGUAAAAUAUAGUGUAAAAUAUUUGUUCUCUAAAUAACCAUCUGCUAUGUCAGUGUAAACAUGUCUGAGGUGGGCUGGACAACAAGUAAAAAGAUGCUAAAUUAUAUAAAACUUACAAUAAAUGUAUACAACCAAGUUUUGUUUUUUUGUUGACAUUUAGUUAUUAUAUUACAUUUUACAGAUUAGAUGAAAUUAGUAAAUUCUGUUGUCAUAUUCAGAGUUUCCAAAAUGCCCCAUCUGUGUUUUGAUUUGGACGGAUAUGGUUGAAAAUAACAACUGAACAAGAAAAAAAAUAUGUUAAAGGCACUAAGUCAUUUUUGAAAAGGGCUGGGGCUACCUGGUUCCGCUCAAAAGUAUAAAUUACCCAAAUCAUAUUUCUUGUUGUCCAUUUAAGAAUAAACAACUGUAUUUAAAACAUGAAGGCAACUUGUCCAAGAACAAAACAAAAAUAAGCAUCUUGAAACCACAAUAAGGUGUCCAUUUCACCUUGUCUAGUGUUAAAAGGGAAGUUGAAGUCUAACCAGCAUGAACACGCAUGAAUUGCUUUGUUAAAAGACACACCCUAAAGGCCAGCUUCUCUGAAAACAGGGAACUGCUGUUUCAACUGUAGAAUAGGUUGAACAAGAAACGGACAUCAUGUGACUUCUAAUUAUCCUGAAGAGGAAUGGUGGAAAAGAUAAUGGAGAUUUUGAGGACAAGUGAGGGUGUGGCCGUCUAUACAGGGACACAAAACAAAGAAAAAAUAUUUAAAUGAAGUGAAGAUAAUAGCAGUCAUUUAUGUAAAAGCAUUUGAUAUGUUUUUUUCCAUAGCUUCACAAAAACACAAGAUGUUAUGGAAAGUAAAGAGCCUUGGCAAAAUACAAAAUAUCAAAAUAUUUUUGUAUAUGUUUUUGCACAAUUUUUUUAAUUUAUUUUUUUGUCGCCUAUUAUCUGACACAAGUAAUCUUUAUGGAGGUGUAUUCCUUGGUGAUCAUUACAGAAAACCAGUGGAUUACUACUUUUAGCUUAUGGUGUCUUGCUUUUAGCAUACAGUAGUCAAAGCAAAGGGACAUAAUGACUUUUUUUUCUUCCACAUCUUGUCUAAUGUCUAAUUAGAUAAUUUUAAAAAUGGGUUUUUGCGUUGUAUAUUUUACAAAAGGAAAAAUGUAUGUAAGCUAAAGAUAAAUACUUGAAGAUUACUGGACUUUUCUGUUCAUCUCAACGGUUACAUUUCUGUCACUUUCAACAUAAAAGUCUAACUGACUUCCUUUUGUCCAAACGUCUUUUUCAAGAGCCAGUCUAGAUAACAGAGAGUAUACUGCUGUGGAAAUAACAAAAAAGAUGUACAAAAAUGCCAUAUAUAAAUAGUAAUGUAAUAUUUGUAAUUAUGAAGAAUAUAUUGUACUGUUUCAGUGUGUUGUAAGUGAAAUUUUUCUUUUGUUUUGGAUCUUUUUCAGCCGUGAACUAUUCUUGAUUUAAAACUGUUAAAGCAGA